UCUCCUCUGUUUCUUUCUUUCUUUCUUUCUCUCUAUGUUGUUUGAUUCUCACACACACAACAAAUAGUCUAAACUGAGAUACUUUCACACUUGGGUUGUAUGUUCUCAAACUCUCUCUCUCUCUCUCUCUCUCUCUCUCUCUCUCACACACACACACACACACCCUAAACAGGAAAUAAAGCGAGAUGUAAAUGAGGUGAGACAGAGGAAGAGGUUUUCCUGCAGCAGUGAACACACACACACACACACACACACACACACAAACACACACACAUGAUCUGUGCUCUUCUGUGUGUGUUUGUGUGAUGAUGGACGUUCUGGAGAUCUCCACACGAAACCCUCAGGAUGACUUUGAGAUUCUGCUGCGGGUCGGUGGAGGAACGUAUGGAGAAGUUUAUAAGGCUCGCAGUAAACAGAAUGGGGAAUUCGCAGCCAUUAAAAUCAUUAAAAUGGAGCCUGAAGAUGACUUCUCUGUCAUCCAGCAAGAGAUCGUGAUGGUGAAGAGCUGCAAACACAGGAACAUCGUGGCGUAUCACGGCAGUUACAUCAGGAUGAAUAAACUGUGGAUCUGUAUGGAGUACUGCGGUGGAGGAUCUCUGCAGGACAUUUACCACGUGACCGGUCCUCUGUCCGAGCAGCAGAUCGCUUACAUCUGUCGAGAGAUGCUGCAGGGUCUUGAUUAUCUUCACGGACAGAAGAAGAUCCACAGAGACAUCAAGGGAGCAAAUAUUCUUCUGAAUGAUCAUGGAGAAGUCAAACUGGCGGACUUUGGCAUCUCGGCACAAAUCACAGCCACUUUUGCCCGUCGAAUGUCGUUCAUUGGGACACCGUAUUGGAUGGCUCCGGAGGUGGCCGCUGUCGAGAUCAAGGGCGGAUAUAAUGAGCUGUGUGACAUCUGGUCUGUGGGAAUCACAGCGAUUGAGCUCGCAGAACUACAGCCACCUCUGUUUGAUGUUCAUCCUCUCAGAGUUUUGUUCCUGAUGUCCAAGAGCGGCUAUCAGCCUCCCAAACUCAAGGACAAAUCCAAAUGGUCCACCACAUUCUACAACUUUGUGAAGUCCAUGCUGAUCAGGAACCCAAAGAAGAGACCCAGCGCUAAAAAGAUGCUGAUGCAUUUGUUCGUGACACAGCCGUCUUUGAGACAAGAGUUAACCCUCGAAAUACUGGACAAACUCAGACACCCUGAGAAGCUCAAAGAAUGUUUACACACGGAUGACGAUGAUUUGGAGGUGAUUGUCCCACAUUCACUCAGAAGAAUUCACUCAAUCAACCGACACAACCGGGCCGAGAGAACGAACUCAGACAUCAGCUUGGAACAGAUUUACACACAGAGACCCGUCGCUGGCAAACGAGAGUCUCACGAAGGAACGUUACGGACGUCAGGAGGUCAGUGGACGAGUCCUCCCAUCACUUCCAGAAGAAGGGAGGAGAGUGUGGACACGGAUGACGAUUAUGACGACGUGGAAAUACCAGCGAGUAGCACACUGCAGUUCAGUGAUGACGUUCCUCCUCCUCUUCCUCCCAAAGUGAGUCGCUCCACUGCGUCUGCUCACAGAUUAAACCUGAAGUUCAUCAAAACAUAUCCAGAUGGAGAUAUUACUAUCCGUCUGCAUUCUCUAGUUUCCACACUGAUCCACCAGCAGACCUUCAGCCUCCUGAACUUCCACCAAAGGACAGAAGACGCAGACAAGCUCCUCAGGAAGUUUGCAAUCAGCACGAAGAUUCCAGACACAAAGGGGUGCAGGACAUGUUCAGUGGCUCAUAACGCUCAGAACGGCUGUGUGUUUCUGUGCUGUGCGCUGGAGUCCAGCGUGGUUCUGCUGCAGUGGUACGAGCCCAUGCACAAGUUCAUGCUGAUCAAGCAAUUUGACUUCCCUCUGCCGACGCCGCUGCGUGUGUUUGAGAUGAUGGUGCUUCCGGAUCAGGAAUAUCCUCAGGUUUAUAUCCGAGUGAGCAAAGGAUCCGGGCCAUCACAACCGGUUCAGCUGGACUACAUCGACCUGAACUCAAACACAUCGUGGUUCGCUGAUACUGGACUCGAGAACCGCUGCGCUGACAGAGUUCAGUUGAAUCAGCUGGACAGCGACACACUGCUAGUUCUGAUUGACAACUCUGUUCAUACGGUCGCUCUGAACGGAUCGGCUAAAUGUCACAGACACCUGACGGACGUCUCCUUUAAGUUAGACAUCGACGCUGUGGUGUAUCACGACGAGACGCUGAUCGCCGUCUGGAAACACGGCUGGCAGAGGAGAGGUCAGGGGUCAUCAGAGAUCCUGCAGGAGAUCACUGACCACAAGAAGACAUUCCGGCUGCUGGGAACCGACAGAAUCGUUGUCAUGGAGAAGCGAGCAUGUGAUGACCAAUCAGGACUCUGUAAUCUGUACAUCCUGGAGACGGUUGACUCCGCCCCUGUUUCCCAAACACACACGCCAACCUCUGUUAUUAAUUAAACUCCUCCUGGUGUUAAUAAAGAGGUCAGGUGUGAGAACACAGGCCACGUCUGUCUGCAGUGUGUGUGUGUGUGUGUGUGUGUGUGUGUGUGAUCUCUCAGUGAUCAGUCCACUGGUGAACCAUUACAAGAAGACCAACUUGUACAGUUUCUAACUAGUUUGCUGCACAGUAAGAUUCAGAAACAGAGAAAUCCAGAGCAGGUGAGAAUGUGGACGGGAAGCCUAGAGCUGUAUUUCUAGAUUUCUGAGUAUUUCAAGUAAGGUCAAGUCACCUUUAUUUGUAUAGCGCUUUAUACAAUGCUGAGACACAGCAGGUUCUGACAGCGCCAUCAUUACAGUAAGAGAGCGUGUGUCAGAGACAGAGAGAGAGAGAGCGAGAGAGAGUGUG
Molecule: messenger RNA, 2838 nt
Organism: Sinocyclocheilus rhinocerous
Lineage: Eukaryota; Metazoa; Chordata; Actinopteri; Cypriniformes; Cyprinidae
Product: mitogen-activated protein kinase kinase kinase kinase 5-like
Exons: 26
Coding region: 306-2450 (714 amino acids)
Biological process (GO): intracellular signal transduction; protein phosphorylation
Cellular component (GO): cytoplasm
Molecular function (GO): MAP kinase kinase kinase kinase activity; ATP binding
Source: RefSeq, a predicted model, not a curated record